AUGUUCCCCACUUCGUAUACCUCUCAACCUUUGCGCGCUCGCAUCGUGGGCGUGGUCGUCGAUCCGAUAGCUCAACAAUGGAUCACCGCCGGUUACAAUGUCGUCUUUGAGCCCACCACCAAUGUCGCAGUACUGUUACCCGUCGGCCCUAACGAAGUGACGAACAUUUGGCAGUAUCAGUCUCGACAGAACGUUACCUUUGACGUCAACUUGUCACCUGGUGCGUCGGGCCCGCGUCGCACUGUCCCCACCUUCCACUCAUACAAGCAACCUGCGUCUCAUAGUAUGACUCUGGACCCUUCCGCGCCGGCCUUUCAACCAACUAGCUCUAGGGCAUCACCGAUGAGCAGCGCUCCUCACACUCCGCGGAAUAGCACUUCCGUCUCUCCCCAGAACACCACUCCCCGCACUCCGCGGAACACUAUUCCUCGCGCUCCACGGAACAACAGCGCUCCUGUUACUCCACAGAACAGAACCUUUGCCUCUACACGGAACAGCGCUCCUGUCACUCCGCGGAACUGCACUCCUCUCCCCCAAAAGGAGCAGAACUUCGACGCCCCGAUUGAGAUAAUCGCUUCGCCAACUUCAGAAGCCGGAGCACCUUCAACCGAUACUAAGUCAACUUCAGUCGUAAAUAACGUUCCAUCCAACGAGACUCUUGAAAAUGACACAGCUCCAGUCGUUGCUUCUAAGAAGUCAUCGAUCAGCUCAGUAACUGGGCUCGAUGCAUUUUCGAGCCCACCAGACGAGGAUUCAGCUGCGCUCUUCUCUGUUAUUCAAGAGAGUGUCACCCGCCAGCAACGACGCUCCUCGAUCGCCUCUUCGACCUCCUCUCACGCUCUUCCGCAACAGUACACACCGAAGUCGGACGAUCAGCCCGAAUUACACCGACCGGAUAACGUGGACGAGAACAUGCCUGCAUCGCCUGAGGAGGAGAACGGCUAUUACGGCUACUACUUCGCCUUGGGGAGCAGUGAGCAUGGCGAAGAUGUUGCGGAUGCUUCUCCGGAAGACAAAUCUUUCGGAAUCGAGGCGGCUGACGAGAAGGAGGACGACGAGGAGCCUCUCAUUCCUUCUGUCGAGCCCUCCCCAUCUAACAUUAUUGAGCUCCCUUCUGAUGACAGCAGUGUAGAGUCAUCAACCCCAGAGCUCGGUGCCGAAGGUCCUACGAUAACGUCGGCGUACUCGAUGACGCGGACGUCACUGUCUGACCCAUCUUACGCGAUACCCAGCGGUAUCGCUGCUGAUAAAAAGGUUGAAGAGAAGGCGGAAGAGCUCGAACUCGAGCCAGCUCAUGCUCAUUCGCCAAAGAGAGGUGAUAAGGAGAGGGACGGACUCGCGAGAGUGCUCAGCGCGAUCCACCUCCAGAUGCAGUUCAAUCGGAUAUCGAAAGCUCUGGAAGACAACGUGCAGAAAACCGAGGAAUUGCAGCACAACCAUGCUGCUCCUCGUUGGCAACAGCAGAAGGAGGUUCCCCGGACUGCGAAGCCGGCGAUUCCCAAGCCUGGCAAUUUCGACAAGAGUCAGGUAUUGAGAGUUGGAGGGACCAGGAAGACGCGCAACAGGCGCCAGAACACCACUAAGGCUGACAAGGCCUCGAAGCCUCCGACGUUGACGACAUUCACGUUUAGCUUGUCGUCUGAGGAGGAUAAGCCAGAUGAUUCGAGGGUGGUGGAAGAAUUGGAGUAG
Aplosporella prunicola CBS 121167 is the source of this 1689-nucleotide messenger RNA. RefSeq lists its product as uncharacterized. The record is from RefSeq and is a predicted model, not a curated record. The transcript has 2 exons. Lineage: Eukaryota; Fungi; Ascomycota; Dothideomycetes; Botryosphaeriales; Aplosporellaceae. Bases 1 to 1689 code for a protein of 562 amino acids.